AUGUAUGUAGGGACGGCCUUCGGUUCGGCCAAGCUCUUACUGCGAGUCAUGGGUCUCCUCCAAUUACUCGGCCUCCGCCGUCCAAACCAAUGGGAACCCCCGACCCUACUGGACAGCCUCUUCGUCUCACCGCUCAACCUGGUCGCCACGCUGAUCUACCACGUCGUAUUAUUCCUCCGCACGCUGAGCCUCAGCCCGGCAUCGUCCGUGCUGCGUCCGCCUCAGGGCAGGCACCCCAUACGCGUGGUGUGCAUCUCGGACACACACGAGCAGACGGUCGACGUCCCGAGCGGCGACGUGCUCAUCCACGCCGGCGACCUGACGGACAGCGGGCUGGCGCGCGACAUCCAGACCCAGGUCGACUGGCUCAAGGCCCAGCCUCACCAGGUCAAGGUCGUCGUAGCCGGCAACCACGACUCGUGGUUUGACAGGACAGCCCGCUUCGCCUCGGACGCCGAGACAGAGGUCAACCUCGAGGGGCUGAUAUAUCUCGAGGGCGAGCAGUCCGUCCACGAGAUCCACGGCCGUCGCCUGUCCAUCUUCGGCGCCCCCGACAUCCCCAAGUGUGGCCCUAGCAGCUUUGCCUUCCAGUAUCCUCCGGAGAAGCAUCCCUGGCUCAGCAAAGUCCCGCCCCAGACAGACAUCCUCAUCACCCACACCCCCCCGAAGCAUCAUCGCGACAUCGGCCUCGGCUGUCCCGGCCUCCUCCGUGAACUGUGGCGAGUCCAACCCCGCCUCCACGUGUUCGGUCAUGUCCACUCUGGAGCGGGAUGCGAGCCCGUCUAUUUUGACGAUUUUCAGGCCGCCUACGAGCGCGUUCUUAGCCGCCCCUUGCCCGUCGGUCCCAUACGUGAAGUCGUAAUCCCAAACGCCAAGUGGCUAGAUGUGGCGGCCUUGGUGUAUCUAGGCGUGGAGAGCGUGUUGUGGAAGUGGCUGAUGGCUGGUCCCGGGCCGGAUGACAGGGGUCGCCUCAUGGUGAAUGCUGCGCAGAUGUACAGGAACACCGGCAAGGUCAAGAGCCGUGCUACGGUGGUUGAUAUGUAA
Geosmithia morbida is the source of this 1044-nucleotide messenger RNA. Its product is annotated as Calcineurin-like phosphoesterase. The coding region runs from base 1 to 1044 and encodes 347 amino acids. Gene Ontology annotation, molecular function: hydrolase activity. Lineage: Eukaryota; Fungi; Ascomycota; Sordariomycetes; Hypocreales; Bionectriaceae. The record is from RefSeq and is a predicted model, not a curated record. The transcript has 4 exons.